CAAACACAGAGCCCACGGCCGGUCGGGGCCGCAGGCCGACCGGGCAUUAUGUUGAGGAGCUCAGCCCCGCGCUCCCCGCCUUUCCCCGCGCAAGCCGAGCACAAGAGGCCGACUCGCUCAGUUCCUGGCCAAGCAGGCCACUGUCUUCACCGUCCCCGAGGCCGCCAGAGGCAGCCUCUGGCGCCGCCCGAGCUCGCGUCACGCGUAGUGAACGCGUCCGCCUCAUGUCUCUCCUCGCAGGAUGCGGUGUGUCCGCAUAGCAUCGGCCCGACAUGUGGAAAAGCCUGCUGCUGUGUUCACUGGCAGCUCUGGUCAACAGUUUAACGCGCAAUGGCGGAGACCUCUCGCUGUGGAUUAGCGAGCACCAGGUCAAGAUGUUUAGCGGGUUCUCAAUGGAAAUCUAUGCAAUUGUGGAUGGACAUGUACUACCAUACAUCCUGGAUCCAAACUUCGAGAAGUACCUGCCCAUCAUUCCCUCAGAGGUAGGCUAUGUGAACUUCACAUGGAAAUCUGGCAUAAAGAAGUAUUACUACAACUUUGAUCGACUGCAGUCCUUUGACGAGAAAAUUCUUGAACCUCCAGUAAUUUCCAUCAAAACACGAGGUCGAGUGCCACGAAGACCAAAGGUUUUCAGCGUUCUCUUACCUUGUUCUGGAAAUGGAAGUGGCAUCGCUUCCUUUGGCAUAGGAUUACAAAUUGACAGUCGUAAAGGACGUCCCUUGCAUGGCACCCCGCUUAGACUAAAACUGCGUAAGGAGUGCGCCCACAGGGGUGAGUACCUCACUGGCCCAGACCCCGAAUGUGACAAGAAAUGUGCUAAUGGAGGCUGGUGCAACCAUGAAAAAAUUUGCCAAUGCCCAGAAGGCUACAUGGGACAAUACUGCAAGACAGCUCUUUGCUACCCUCAAUGUAUGAAUGGGGGAGUUUGUUCGGCACCAGGUAGCUGUUCUUGCCCACCAGGCUUCCAGGGUCGACAUUGCGAAGGAGGAAUUUGUGCGGAGAAAUGCCAGAAUGGGGGUAAAUGUGUACAAAAGGACACGUGUCAAUGUUCAAAGGGCUAUUAUGGUUUACGCUGUGAAUACUCAAAAUGUAUAAUUCCCUGCCUAAAUGGAGGUCGGUGUCGAGGUGUUAACAAAUGUAGGUGCCCCCCUGCCUUCAGAGGAGACCAUUGUGAAAUAGCAGGAAGAAUUCCACAACGAAGUACAUGCAAUAGGCCUUGUCGCCAUGGAAUAUGUCGACAAGUUGACACAGAGGCCGAAAAAGUGGCCACCUGUCUUUGCCAUCCGGGUUGGUCUGGACGACUUUGUAAUCAGAAGGUUAUCAGCAGCUAUGAUGAUGAGGAUGAAGACCAUGAGGAGGAAGAUGAUGAUGAAGACGAUGAGGAUGAGGAAGAUGAAGAAGACGAUGAAUCAAUCAGAAAGAAAACACAUGGAAAAAGAGUGAACAUUUGAAGAUAACAUGACCAAAAUGACUCUCAAUACAUAAGAAGUACCUGAACGCAUCAUAACGCUUGAUAAAUUUACAAAACUCACAAUUUUAGUCAUGUGGUUUGAGAAAUAAACAUUUCCCUCACAAGUAGUACUUUCUUCAUCAUACAUAGGUAAAAGUUCACUAUUGGUUUGCAACACUUUCAGGAGAGCAAUAAACCAUAAUGAGGUUUAACUUCACUCCACUUCACCUUAUCAUUGAGAACCCGAUCAAAAUAAAUAAUAAUAAAAACAA
Molecule: messenger RNA, 1722 nt
Organism: Thrips palmi
Lineage: Eukaryota; Metazoa; Arthropoda; Insecta; Thysanoptera; Thripidae
Gene: shf
Product: protein shifted
Exons: 8
Coding region: 273-1451 (392 amino acids)
Biological process (GO): anatomical structure development
Cellular component (GO): extracellular region; cell surface
Molecular function (GO): signaling receptor binding
Source: RefSeq, a predicted model, not a curated record